Messenger RNA from Malaya genurostris, 932 nucleotides. RefSeq lists its product as uncharacterized. Bases 70 to 921 code for a protein of 283 amino acids. The transcript is spliced from 4 exons. Lineage: Eukaryota; Metazoa; Arthropoda; Insecta; Diptera; Culicidae. Gene Ontology annotation, cellular component: lysosomal membrane; late endosome. The record is from RefSeq and is a predicted model, not a curated record.
ACUAUUGUUUUGUGAUAUUUUUACCGAUCUGCCGUGAUCAGUGUAUAUUUCGUUGAAAAUAGGCAGAAAAUGUCUUUCACAAGUCGUAAUCUCGUUUCGUUCUUCUUGUUCCGCUCGACAACGGCGAGUUCGUUAAGUGGUACUGGUGGACCUCGUGGCCAAGAGGAGCAAUCACUGUUUCCCACGAUGACCGAUGAUGACAAGGACAUUCCAGUGAUUGGUUUCGAGCAAAUACAUACAAUUACCGCCUGGUGGCUUCAGUUGAUUGCCUCAGUGAUACUUACUAUCAUUGGGUUGGUUUAUGCUUACCCUGACUACUUUGGACAAAAUGACGGGUGUGCCGGGUACUACACGAUGUUACAUUUGAGAGCCGUCUUUUGGUUGCUGGUCUACUUAAUUCAUCUUUUCGUGAAAAGCAGGCAUAACCGAUUGAAAGUGCUCGGGUAUCACAAUUUUCUUCAAGAAACCUACCGGUACAAGAAAGCUCCAUUGAAAAUUGUGUCUUUUUGCAAUUUAUUGAUAUUAAGCUUGCAUACUGUACUGCUGGAAUUGUUCGGGCCUAGUUAUUUCCUCACCUGCAGCUUGGGAAAUUUUUCCGCGAGUCUACUGAUAUGUAUUGUUUGUGCAGUCGAAAGUGUUUUCUUAAUUUUGUUACACAUUUCCUAUUCUGUUAAGAUUCGUGUCUUCAAUAUCAUCCAGCGGCCUCCGGAUGCCCUACUAGAUCCGGAUCAUCCACAGGGCGGCCAAAGCUCAAUGAACCCGGACGAGUUUGUCAGUCAGCAGUUUUUGUUGAUCGUGAAGCUUUUCGAUGAGAAUCGCCACUUGCAGGAUAAAAUUCGAGAAAUUCGCUCAACGGCACAUCUGAUCAACAGCGAAUCGACGCAUCUUUCCUUAGCGGAACAAUCUCUAAUUGGUUUCUAGUUUUCUUUUUC